This is a messenger RNA of Gregarina niphandrodes, 2139 nucleotides long. RefSeq lists its product as hypothetical. The transcript has 2 exons. Lineage: Eukaryota; Apicomplexa; Conoidasida; Eugregarinorida; Gregarinidae. Bases 1 to 2139 code for a protein of 712 amino acids. The record is from RefSeq and is a predicted model, not a curated record.
AUGUCGUGCGAGCAUUUAAAUGAGCGCCUGGGAAGCAACAAAGAUGUCGGUGUCUUGCUAGAAGAAACCGGCUCGGAGAUCCAGCGGAUAGCUAACGUGCACAUUGAUGAGCUACAGGAACUUAUCGCGGGCAGGGAUUUCGCCUUGUCCAAAUUCCCAAGGACUUUGACCGUCCUCAAGGAUAUUGACUCAUCCUUAGGCCAAAUAAUCGAGCUAUCCGACGACGUCUGUGGCGCCCACUCGCUGAAAACAAAACUGAAUUCGCUGGAGAAUUCCUUGGUUGUGUUGCAGAGAGCGGAGAAAUUGUUGCAAACGGCGAAAGACUUCGAUAAGAAUGUCCACGCUCUGGAACAAAUGCGCGAUAGGGUGAAGGAAACAUGCGCAGCGGGGGAGGCGACAGCGGCUAUCACUUUAUUCGUUCAAGGAAUUCCUUUGCUGAACUGGUGGCACCACUGCUACACCGACAAGGGAGCCGUCGCCACUCUGGGACUCUGGCGGUUUCCCAAGGUGCAUCGAGCCGAGGAAGAGCUCAAGACUACAAUCGAAGGGUUAAUUCGAGACAAUUUGGUGCUAAUGAUUGAACGCGACUGCGGUCCGAUUAAAAAGCUCUUACAAGCGCUGCCCGAAUGUCCUUCUAUAGGCGGUAGAUUCGAUCAAUUGCUAUUGGAGACUUUAUUAGGUCAUUUUAUUAGUGUGUGCACACACAAUCCGUUUGUCGCAGAAGGUGUCCGAAAUACGUUGGAGGAUAUUUUGAACCUUCCAUUGCGCCGGGAAUUGAUCCAGAGUCUUAUUACCAAGCUUCUGUCGCAUGUUGUGGUACGUAAUUGCGCACAAGAUAUUUCUCUAAUACAAUCCACGUUGAUCGCAGCAAUGGUGACUAUCCAAAAACAUGAUUCGUUGAUGGACCCGGGUUGUGACGCCAGUGAGAGCGAUACAGAGGAAACCAAAGCAUAUGAAGAUGAUUGUAUCAUAGUGGACUGGAAGAGUCUGCGGACCCAACAUGCGCUCCGUAUGAAGGGCGAGUCGAAGACGGGAGGCGAGACUGGCGCGCCAGAGACAAAUGCGGAUCUGAAUACAAAGGGUGGUCAGGAUUGGAUUCGACUGACAGUGGCCUUCAAUCAACGUUUAUUCUUGCGGAACUUCGAGGCUAGUCUGCAACAAUUUCCUCUGACGAUUACCGCCACUUUGCACGCCAUUCAGAAUGCGCACAAGUCUGGCGCCAAUGCGCCAAAGUCUUCACUGGGUACCAGUCAAUCACCAGGUACAAUAUAUGGUAGGAAUAUGAACAAUGGUGGGGCAAAUUCAGUGAAGUACUUGAGCAACCUCUUCACUAAAGAAUUACCCAAUGUGGUUAACAGCAUAUCCAAUUUGGGCGAUCUUGCCGCCACACUAGAUUUCGACGAACUACGGCCGGGUCUCGAAGAUAUUCUUAAUAAAAUGAUAUCAGAUAUAGAGAAGAAUGUCUUUCAUACAUGGAACACAACUUUUCAGGACGACUUUGUUGGGGGUCUUGAAUUCCUGAGAAUGCUAUACCACAUAGAACACGAAAUCCUUCCGGGUAUAGCACAAGCUCUAACCAGUUUCCAAGAGCCGAAUGAGAUGGACAUAUUAGCACAGGUGAUACCAAAUUUGACGGCAAUAGUUAAAUUGGCGGAAAGUGUAUGCCGGAACUCUGUACGCUGCGAAUAUGUUGAUAUACUACGGUUAUUUCCUGGCCAGGAUAAGAACAAGGGUCCGACCCCCGCAGAACAAGCUGCAAGUUUCACUAUGGAUAUGUUCAGACUGCUGUUUGAAGAUGCAUCCGAAGAAGCAUAUGUAGAGAAAACCAUUCUACUCUACAUUCUUCUCGAUCUUCUCACAUCUUACGAUAACUUCAUACGAAAAUUACCGGAGGAUGCGGACCAUGCCACUGUACAUGACGGCAUUUACGCUAUAUUGUCUUUGGUUGAUUCUUUGUUGAUCGAUGAUUUCGAGGAGUCCAAGGAGGAGACACUCCGGAUGUACAAGCAACUUUAUUCCGUUGCCUCGAAGCUGAAUUGCCCGACGACCCUGGACAAGUUGCAAUACCAUCCGUCGGACCUGGAACUGCAAAACCUCGUCCCGUACAGAUUUUUACCUUUCGUGGAUGGCGUUGAAUAG